Neohortaea acidophila is the source of this 1542-nucleotide messenger RNA. RefSeq names its product putative splicing factor 3a subunit 3. Lineage: Eukaryota; Fungi; Ascomycota; Dothideomycetes; Mycosphaerellales; Teratosphaeriaceae. Gene Ontology annotation, molecular function: zinc ion binding; RNA binding. Gene Ontology annotation, cellular component: spliceosomal complex; nucleus. Gene Ontology annotation, biological process: mRNA splicing, via spliceosome. The record is from RefSeq and is a predicted model, not a curated record. The transcript has 2 exons. The coding region runs from base 1 to 1542 and encodes 513 amino acids.
AUGCUCUACGAAGAUCUCCGCUCCCUCCACGAGGAUGUGGAGAGGCUGGAGCAGGCCAUCGCUGACCGCAUGCGCGAGGAACCAAAGCAUCCGCGGAACCGACUGGAGCGCGACCACGAAAUCGCAAACUUCCUGUCCCGCAUUCAGGCGCAGUCCGAGCGAGCCCUCCAAAUCUACAACGAAGAACAGGAAGCACGCACAGCAGAGGUGCAAUCGAUCAGCACCGGCGACCCGUUCGAAUCCUUCUUCAAACAACUCGAUCAGAUCAAGGAGUUUCACAAGAAAUAUCCCAAUGAAGGCGUGGAGAAUUUGGAGAGGACAUACCGCAGGACAGACGAGGGAAGGACAGGCUUCGCCGGCGAUGUUGACGGCAUGUUUACCGGCGAGGAGGCCUUUGGCCGCUUCUUCGACCUGAUCAUACUUCACGACGACUUCUUGAACUUGCCAGGCUUGAAGGGCGCAAAGAAACUGACAUACCUCCAAUACCUCGACAUCUUCGACACCUUCCAACCCCCGCUGUGCCCCAUCAAGCGAGAAGACAAGAUGACUGAGCAGUACUUCAGCUACAUCACUUCUCUGGCCCAAUACCUCGAGUCUUUUAUGCGCCGGAUACGGCCAUUGGAGGAUCUCUCGAAACUGUUCGAAGCAUUUGAUGACGAAUUCCAAAAGGCUUGGGACAAUCAGGAGCUGCCGGGCUGGGAGGUCGAAAGUUCCAAGAACAAAAAGAACGCUUCGCACGCGCCGGUGACCGAAGGCACGGGAGAGGGGGUGUGGUGCGCGGACUGCGCGAAGGAGUUCAAAAACGACAACGUCUAUCGGGCGCACCUGACUGGGAAAAAACACAUCAAGAACGCCGAAGCGCGAAAAGAGAGGCCGAAUGCAAAUCAAGACGUCGAGAUGGCGGACGCGAUAGCUACGAGCACUUUGACGCAACGACUCAAGGAAAAGGCCAUUGCCGAGCGCGAGUUCCGAGUGCGCAAACUCACCAGCGCCAUGAAGACCGAACGAGAGGAUACACGAGUCAACGUCGAGCGGAAAGCCGGCAUGACCGACCGUGAGAGGCAGCAGGAGUUGGCCGCGAUGUAUGCGGAAGAAGCCGCAGCUGCGACAGAUGGCCGAGGACAAGAAAACGGCGGCGACGCAGAUUCGGAUGACGACGAGAAGGUCUACAAUCCUCUCAAACUGCCGCUCGCAUGGGAUGGCAAGCCCAUUCCCUUCUGGCUGUACAAGCUGCAUGGUCUCGGGGUCGAGUUCCCCUGCGAGAUCUGCGGCAACUAUGUCUACAUGGGCCGACGCGCAUUCGACAAACACUUCAGCGAGGCUCGACAUAUCUACGGGCUCAAAUGCCUGGGGAUCACGCAAACAGGUAUGUUCCGCGAGAUUACGCAGAUUGAGGAGGCGCAGAAACUGUGGGAGAAGGUGCAGAGGGACAAGGGCAAGACGGCCGAGAAAGGCGUGGGGAUCGUUGAGAUGGAGGACACGCAAGGGAAUGUGAUGCCUCAGAAGGUGUAUGAUGACUUGAAGAGGCAGGGGCUAUUAUAG